Molecule: messenger RNA, 2856 nt
Organism: Bombina bombina (fire-bellied toad)
Lineage: Eukaryota; Metazoa; Chordata; Amphibia; Anura; Bombinatoridae
Gene: NR1H4
Product: nuclear receptor subfamily 1 group H member 4
Exons: 10
Coding region: 162-1592 (476 amino acids)
Biological process (GO): negative regulation of inflammatory response; negative regulation of transcription by RNA polymerase II; bile acid signaling pathway
Molecular function (GO): zinc ion binding; RNA polymerase II cis-regulatory region sequence-specific DNA binding; nuclear receptor activity
Source: RefSeq, a predicted model, not a curated record
UGGGGCUCUGCGAAUACACAAGGAAUGUUAUCACUGAACGCUUUUUAAAUCUCAAAAAAACAUUUAUUUCACAAAGAAUAACAAAGGAAGAGUCUUUUGGUACAGUUUGUGCUUUUCAUCCAUCUAACUAAAGGAUUAGAAGAAUAUUGUGAAAUAUCUGAAUGGAAUCUGAAAUAGACCCACCUGCUUAUCAUCAUUCGAUAGAGGCAGCGAUAUCUGCUUUGGACAGCACUCAUUUUGUUGGACUUCACUCUGUUCAUGGAGGUUCACCGGAACAAGAUGUGGAUCCUUCUUUUUCUAUUGCCUACAACCAUAUGGAAUUUCCAGCAAUCCAUCAACCAAUCACUUCCUCACCUUAUCAUUCAAAUUCAAGUUAUUACCCACAACAUACAGAAGACUGGUGUUCCAAUGGAAUUUAUGAUCUGAAACGAAUACCUUCUGAGAACCUGUUUGCAAUAGACAAUGAUCAUAUGGAUUACCCAGCAGCCACCAAAAAGUCCAGAGUUGCUCCUUGUAUGGGAAGAGUUAAAGGGGAUGAAUUAUGUGUCGUGUGCGGAGAUAAAGCAUCAGGUUACCAUUACAAUGCUUUAACAUGUGAAGGGUGCAAAGGUUUCUUCAGAAGAAGUAUUACAAAGAAUGCAAUUUAUAAAUGUAAGAAUGGUGGUAACUGUGAAAUGGACAUGUACAUGAGGAGAAAGUGCCAGGAAUGCCGACUGAGGAAAUGUAAACAGAUGGGAAUGUUAGCUGAGUGUUUGUUAACGGAAAUCCAGUGCAAGUCAAAACGUCUACGAAAAAAUGUGAAACCAACAUCUGAAAAAUAUUUUAAUGAAGAUAUUGAAGGAAGUGAACUCAAACAAGUGACGUCUACUACAAAAACAAAUAAGGUAAAACCAGAGCUGACCCAAGAACAGAAGGAUCGUCUGCAGUUUGUAAUGGAUUCAUAUAGCAAGAAUCGUAUCCCUCAAGAUAUUGCUACAAAGCUAGUAGUAAGGUUGCAGGAUGAGAACAAUACAGAUGAGAACUUUGUGUUUCUGACAGACAUGGCUACAAGUCAUGUUCAGGUCCUCGUUGAAUUCACUAAAAAGUUACCAGGUUUUCAGACAUUAGAUCAUGAAGACCAGAUUGCUCUUCUAAAGGGUUCUGCAGUUGAAGCCAUGUUUCUUCGGUCAGCUGAGCUUUUUAACAGGAAGCUGCUUGAGUGGAAUACUGACCUCUUGGAAGAGAGAAUUCGUAAUAGCGGUAUAUCAAAUGACUACAUUAAUCCAAUGUUCAACUUCUAUAAGAGCGUUGGAGAACUGAAGAUGACAAAAGAAGAAUAUGCUGUUCUCACAGCUGUAGUCAUUCUGACACCAGAUAGACAAUACAUCAAAGAUAAAGAAUCUGUGGAAAAGCUUCAGGAACCAUUUCUGGAUAUUUUGGAGAAGCUUUGCAAGAUUCAUCACCCAAAGAACCCUCAGCAGUUUGCUAGGUUGUUGGGACGUCUCACAGAAUUAAGGACAUUUAGUCAUCACCAUACAGAAAUGCUGUUGUCUUGGAGAGUAAAUGAUCACAAAUUUACACCCCUACUUUGUGAAAUCUGGGAUGUCCAAUAACGACUGCUUAGGUUAUUUAGGCAUUUUAGUUUUAUAUAGACGUUCAUGUAGUACUGAUUAAAUAAUAUUAUUAAAAAAAUAAAUUAAAUUUAGAUACAGACUUAAAGUGCCAUAAAACAGGUUGAGAUCUGUGCAUAUCCUAAAAGGGCUAAUAAAUUAAAAAUUGUUUGCAUUAAAAAAUUGUUUGAAAAUUGCUGGCAAGUAUUUUAAAAUUUUAAAAAAUAAGCAAAAAUACUUACAUACAGUAGCUAUGCUGUCUGGAGCACUGUGCUCCACCCCCCUUAUCAGUGUUUAGACACAGGCAUAUUUCAACUGAGUUGACAGCUUCUAGGCAUGCUCCAGCAGAUAAUCCCUGUUCACUUUUGCAUUCUACCAAAACAACAAAAGAUAUAGAUACAGCCCUAGAAGGAAAUGUGUGGGGGGAGUUAGAGCUUUACAAUUCAUAAACUUAAAUGAAAGGGUUAAUGGCGAGGCACUGCAGUAUAAAUUUGCAAGUAAAGUAAUUAAAUUUACAUAUUAUAUUAUUUUGUCUAUCUGAACUUGUUUUAUGUCCCUUUAACCUCUGAUUUUAAAAUCACAUAUUAUUAUUUUUAGUGUUGUCAACACUACUGUUUUGGAAAUAACUAAUUUUGAAGCUAUCUUAAUCCACAUGUGUAGGCAUUACAUAAAGAGCCAUCAUUUUUACUAAUGAAUGUAUUACUUUAAUUUGAAAAUGCCUAUAGAUGUUAAUAGCUUAUACCACAAUGGGGAACAAUUAAAAAAUCAGAUGUUAGUGAUUUAUCAGCAAAUUCUACAUAUAGUACAGUAUGAAACUUGAGUGUUAACUUUAUUUAUUAAAAUAUGUUAUACUGUAAAUUUUUGUAAAGUUCAUUUUAAGUGUUUUGGACUUCAUUGUUUCUUUUUUCUUAACUGGAUGGCAAUUUUCGAGGUCUUUCAAAAUGAAGAUGAAAUGUUCCAUACAAAUGCAAACUUUACCGUAUCUUCCAUGCUAUACAGUUCAAUUAAGAUUUUCAUAUGCUUGACUUUUUUUUUUACCUUUUUUGUUUAUUAAUAAAUGACUAGAGUUGUUGAUGUGACAGUGAUAACAUUAUAAUUUAACAAUAUUUCAACUUACUAAGACAAAAUGAAAUGAUGUACCCUUUAAGCAAUUAUGUAUUGUUUUUAUAGUGUUUGUUAUGCAUGGUCUGCAAAAUGUCAAGUUAUGUUUUAGGAUAAUUCACAUAAUAGAUCUAACAUAUAAUAAAAUGCAGCUACAUUCACAUUA